Scutellospora calospora is the source of this 1202-nucleotide messenger RNA. NCBI's taxonomy places the organism in Eukaryota, Fungi, Glomeromycota, Glomeromycetes, Diversisporales, Gigasporaceae. The record is from the annotation of a GenBank genome assembly.
UAUCGCAGAAAAAUUUGUAAAUCUCGGAAAGCUGGACAACCAACAUUAAACACGAGCACGUCAGAAUUUAUCAUUGCACCAGAUGCAAAUAUGUUUUUUUGGUUUUUUGAAUCUCGUAAAAAUCCAAAAACAUCUCCAUUAACCAUAUGGCUUAGUGGUGGUCCUGGUUGUUCUUCAAUGUUUGCAUUGUUCCAAGAAGUUGGACCUUGUAAAAUAAAAAGAAAUAUGAAUCAAAGCAGAAUGGCUGCGAAUAGUUGGAAUGAAGUGACGAAUCUGUUAUUUAUUGAUCAGCCAAUUGGUGCUGGAUUCUCAUAUGGAAAUCGUUUAGUAAACACAUCAGAACAAGCUGCCUUAGAUAUUUAUGAAUUUUUACAAAGAUUUUUUACAAUGUUUCCAAAGUAUUCAACAUUAGAUUUACAUCUUUUUAGUGAAUCUUAUGGUGGUCAUUAUGUUCCAUUCAUAGCUAAACUUAUUAUUCAAAAUAAUAAUUUAAUCAAAACUGGGCAAUUAAAAGAUUUAAUACCAAUCAAUCUUAAGUCUUGUGGAAUCGGAAAUAAACCCUUGUUAGGUUCACCAUUAAUUGAAGCGAUGCAUGAUACAUGGAUAUUAUGUCAAUAUACAAUUAAUGAAUGCUACGAGACCAAUAAAAUGAAUGAUUGCAUCACAGCUAAUUUAACAUGUUGGGAUGGUUAUAAUGGGAUAUUUAUUCAAAACUCUGGUGUUGGACUUUAUGAUAUUCGUACUCAAAAUGAUAUUCCAAUUCCUAUAUAUACAAAAUUCUUGGAUAAUCCUAUUGUUUUAAAAUCAAUUGGUGUUAAUACUACUAAAAUAACAAAAUAUUUAGAAUAUAAUGAAGAAAUUUAUUUUAGAUUUACUAAUUCGGGGGAUUUAAUGCAUUCUUCAAAAUCUCAAGUUGAGUUUCUUCUUGAUAAUGAUGUACCAAUAAUGUUUUUCACUGGAGAUGCUGACUACAUUUGUAACUGGUUGGGUGGAAAUGAAAUGGCUAAAUCAUUAAAAUGGAAAUAUCACCAAGAAUUUAAUGAUGCAAUAUUCAAAGAAUGGACAGUGGGUGGAGUAAAAGUUGGUGAGAUUAAAGAGGUUAAAAAUUUAUGGUUUGUAAAAGUUCUUGAAUCUGGGCAUUUUAUACCACAUGAUCAACCAAGAAAUUCUUUAGAAUUGUUUAAAAAGUGGAUCAAAAGUUU